UUUUAUUGAAUCACAGGUUUGACCACAGAGGGCAUCUACCGAGUCAGUGGAAACAAAGCGGAGAUGGAAAGCAUGCAGCGGCAAUUUGACCAAGACCACAACUUGGACCUUGUGGAGAAAGAUUUUGCCAUCAACACAGUAGCAGGAGCCAUGAAGGCCUUCUUCUCGGAGCUACCUGACCCUCUGGUGCCCUACAGCAUGCAGGGAGAACUGGUGGAGGCCUUCAAGAUCAACGAUCGGGAGCAGCGCUUCCAGGCCAUGAAGGACGUUCUACGCCACUUCCCCAAGGAGAAUUACGAGGUCUUCAAAUACGUCAUCAGCCACUUGAACAAAGUCAGCCAGCACAACAGGGUCAACCUGAUGACCAGUGAGAACUUGUCCAUAUGUUUCUGGCCCACGCUGAUGAGACCGGACUUCACUACCAUGGACGCCCUGACCGCCGCCCGCACCUACCAGACAAUCAUUGACAGUUUCAUCCAACAGUACGGCUACUUCUCCUCAACCAGCGCUUGUUGA
Molecule: messenger RNA, 516 nt
Organism: Thalassophryne amazonica
Lineage: Eukaryota; Metazoa; Chordata; Actinopteri; Batrachoidiformes; Batrachoididae
Product: rho GTPase-activating protein 35-like
Exons: 5
Coding region: 64-516 (150 amino acids)
Biological process (GO): signal transduction
Source: RefSeq, a predicted model, not a curated record